AUGGCGAAGGAUACCAAGUUCUACGACACCCUGGGUGUCUCCCCAACCGCAACUGAGGCUGAACUGAAAAAAGCAUACAAGGUCAACGCCCUGAAAUAUCACCCAGACAAGAACGCUCACAACCCUGAUGCCGAGGAGAAGUUCAAGGAGGUUUCCCACGCCUACGAAAUUCUCUCGGAUCCUCAGAAGCGACAAAUAUACGACCAAUAUGGUGAGGCCGGUCUCGAGGGAGGCGCUGGCGGCGGUGGCGGCAUGGCUGCCGAGGACCUGUUCGCCCAGUUCUUCGGCGGCGGUGGGUUCGGUGGCAUGGGCGGCAUGUUUGGUGGUGGUAUGAACAGCCGCGGCCCUCCCAAGGCCCGAACAAUCCACCACACCCACAAGGUUGCCCUUGAGGACAUCUACAAGGGCAAGAUCUCAAAGCUGGCUCUGCAGAGGUCCAUUAUCUGCCCCAAGUGCAGCGGUAUUGGUGGCAAGGAGGGCUCCGUAAAGAAGUGCGCUGGCUGUGACGGCCAGGGUAUGAAGACCAUGAUGCGCCAGAUGGGCCCUAUGAUCCAGCGGUUCCAGACUGUCUGCCCUGACUGUAACGGAGAGGGUGAGACCAUCAAGGACAAGGAUCGUUGCAAGCAGUGCAACGGCAAGAAGACCAUCGUCGACCGCAAGGUGCUCCACGUUCAUGUCGAUAAGGGUGUCAGAAGCGGUACCAAGGUCGAGUUCCGAGGCGAGGGUGACCAGGCUCCCGGCAUUCAGGCCGGUGACGUCGUUUUCGAGAUUGAGGAGAAGCCACACCCCCGAUUCACUCGUAAGGAGGAUGAUCUUCUCUACAAGUGCGACAUUGAGCUUGUCACAGCUCUGGCUGGAGGUACCAUUUUCAUCGAGCACCUCGAUGACCGCUGGCUGAGUGUCGACAUUCUUCCUGGUGAGGCUAUCGCACAAGAUGCUGUCAAGAUGGUCCGUGGGCAGGGUAUGCCUUCAUACCGCCACCAUGACUUUGGCAACUUGUACAUCCGCUUCAACAUCAAGUUCCCCGAGAAGAACUGGACUGAUGAUGAGGCCGCAUUCGAAGCCUUGAGGAAGUAUCUACCAUCACCUUCGCUCGAGAACGUUCCGCCUGCCGAAGCUAUGACUGAGCCUGCGGAUCUUGAAGAUGCGGACAACACCUCACAGAACCGCGGCUUCGGUGCCGGUGCCAUGGACGAGGACGAUGAGGAUGGACACCCCGGCGCCGAGCGCGUCCAGUGCGCCUCCCAGUAA
Molecule: messenger RNA, 1251 nt
Organism: Clonostachys rhizophaga
Lineage: Eukaryota; Fungi; Ascomycota; Sordariomycetes; Hypocreales; Bionectriaceae
Source: the annotation of a GenBank genome assembly